CCCCCAGAGAACGGUUGGUGACCCGGAAGUGACCUUUCCUCCCGGAAGUCCGGCUCUCCCUGUCAGCAGGGACUGGGGUGAUGGCUUCCGAGCCCCGCCGAGCGCAGCUCCAGUUUCUCCGACCUGGCCGUUGAGCUGGGGCGACCGUUGCCCGUCUGCCUGCCGUAGGCCCAGGGGAAGAAACCGUAGCCCAGAAUGGCGGAGCUGGUGGCCGGAGAAGGGCCGCCGCGGGGCCGCACUCCCAGCCCGCUGCCGGGGCCGCCCAGCCCUCGUCCAGCCGCGACGCCCGCUUGCCCGCCGCGCAGCCCGGAGCCGCCGGCGCCUGAGAGAGCCGGGUCGGGGGGCGGCGGGAGCAGCAGCAGCAGCGGGGGCUCCAAGUGGGUCCGGCUCAACGUGGGCGGCACCUACUUCGUGAGCACCCGCCAGACUCUCUGCCGAGAGCCCAAGUCCUUCCUCUGCCGCCUCUGCUGCCAGGAGGGGCCCGAACUGGGCUCCGACAAGGUGAGUCCGGUGGGUCCAUGUGGAGUGGCAGCGCUGACCUCUUCCUUCCUUAACCGCCCGGCCCCUCCUGGGGCGCUUUCCUAGAACGACGGCAUGUUCUCCGCACCCCGGUAGCCCUCAUACCCUCCGUCUCGUCUCCUUCCCGCUGCGAUCACUGGAAUAAUAGGCUUGUUUCCACGCAUUUAAGCCUCUUUCACCCAAUGCAUUUAAAGCAUUCCCCCCCACCCUAAUCCUGGGAACUAGAGGUUACCCCUCACAGAGCUACGGUUCUCAGCACCCCUAGCAAGCCACAGUCCCCAGGAUACUUUGCAGGGUGUGUUUUUGCAGGCAUCAAAGCUAACCAAAGCCUUGAUGGGAACUGCUCAGCAAAAAAAGAAAGGGGCAUUGCUCCCGUUGCAUGUGGCAGUGGGGUGCCUGCCCACUUCAGUGACAGUUUAUAGCCCCUCUAGUGGUUUCUGUGUUUACCCGACACUUCCCUGUAAGUAGUAAUUUCAAUAUAUUAACUAUGCAGUCAUUACACAGGUGCUGUACUCUUAUUCAUCAGUAGUGUGGCCUCUGCUUCUGUUUUAGGGAAAUAAGAAAACUGAAAAGCUUUAAUCUUGUGUGCAAAGUGAAAAUACUUGUGAAUAGGGUGGUUUCUUUCAGCAGAUAAUUGCUGAGAGUGUUUAAAUACUGUGGAAGAUUCUGAGCGCUCUGUAAAAGACAUUAUUUUAGAAUAGAACAAAAGCCAUUUCCCAGAAUAAUUAAAUCAUAGUGAGAAUGGGUAAGCUCUGUUUCUUAUUUAUAGCUUCCUUGGUGAUCUUAAACAAACAAACAAAACAUCUGAGCACGUAGUCAAAGGAAUUGAUUGCACUGCACCACUUGUGUUCAGCAGAAUCUUUUUUUCUUUUCUUUUUUAUCCUUACUAAAGAGUGAUCUGAGUUGAUGUUUGCUUGACACAUAAUAGAAGUCAGUUUGGAUUAGACUGACAGUUUAGAUUGGCAAAAGUAUUUCUUUAGAAUUCAGUUGCAAGAGUUAGGGUUGUGCUCAUUUUUGUUUUUGCUGCUUGUCAUUGUCAUAUCAUGACAAUUCAGGAGCCGAUCUCACUAAUUUUUAGGAGAAUGUCGCUGAUAGAUGCAAGAACAGUUUAUUUCAAGUAAAUAAGCAUAUGAUUAAGUGAUUAGGUGGAAUUGCCUUAUGUAGGUGGUACCCUACCUUUUUUAAUUAUAUCAUGGUGUCAUCUUACAGUAAAGGUAGGCAUAAAAAGCUUUUGACGCCAGAGUUUAGAAACCUGCCAGCACUGUUUUCCCAUCCACCUCCACUACUUCAGCAGAAGAUGCCCAUAGUCUCCACCAUAACCAUGACAACAUGUUAAAUCUAACUUCUGUCUUUUGUGGAUGAUUCAACUAGUUUAAAAGAGCCCACUGGUUUUCCUGAGAAGUGUAAUUCUUUAUAGAGGACCAAAUUCUCAACCUUUGUAAGACUAGUCCCCCCCCCCAGCCAAAUGUCUUCAUUCCAUUGAAUUGUCCAUUUUAGCAUCAGAAUCUGACACUGGUGUAUCUCUAACAGGAUGAAACGGGGGCAUAUCUCAUUGAUAGGGAUCCCACAUAUUUUGGUCCAAUCCUGAACUACCUCCGGCAUGGAAAACUCAUAAUAAACAAGGAAUUGGCAGAAGAAGGUAAGAAAUGGAGAUUGCGGUGCUUUGUCUGACUUGGGCAAGGUAAAAAUCAAUCUAUAUCCUUGAAAACCAGAGGGAAGCUUAAUGGAUGUUGGCCACAUUUCAGCCCAGAGCUAGUGCACUUAAGCCCAUUGAAAUCCAUGGUCUUGAGUGCAUUGACUCCUGUGACUGAGCGAGGCCUUGGUCAGCAUCUUUCUGUGUCAUAAGAUUGUGGUUUAUUUUAGAUUGACCUAAGGAGGAGGUGUACAAAACCAGAUUUAUUCAUGGAGGCACAUUAUUCUGAUGCAACUAUCUCAUACAAGGCAUUCUGUUAAUAAACAUCAGUGGCAUUUUGUAUUAACUUGUUGUUUUUCAUUGAAGUGUGGUCUGCAAAAGCAAGCUCCUUUUUGUGAAGAGCUUCAAAUGGAGGGAACACAUCUUCAUGAAUCCCCAAGUUCUAGUUUUCUGCUCUUAAUGAAAUAGAAGUGUUUGCAGCUGUUUGUGGUCACCUUUUUUUUUUAAUUUUUGCCUUUGUUUUUGCUCUUGCAAAUUGAGAUUCUGGUAAUAUAACGUUUGUUGAUCUGCAGAUUAAUUAUUUAGGUUAAAAUAUAUACAGUAUGCAAAAAAAUAAUUCUGCAGUGUCAUAGGCUUCAGUAAUCUGCGCAGAAGACUUUGGGGUUAGCACAAUAUUGCUUCUAGCAUUCUUCCCUUUUUAAGGCUAACAAUCUUCCUAACUGCACCCCCCUUCUCAUUCCUAGGUGUGCUGGAAGAAGCUGAGUUUUACAACAUUGCAUCUCUAGUGCGGCUGGUGAAGGAGCGAAUACGGGACAAUGAAAGCAGAACUUCUCAAGUAAUGCAUAUUAAAGAAAAUAGAAGGGGGGAUUUUUGUAACUGGAAUCAAGGGCAAAUCUGUGCUUAGCCUUCCCUUAUUUGUGGUUGUGGUCAACUGCUACUCUCUCCCUGUGACAUACACUUUGGAGAAGGGGGCUGGGUUUCUUUGCUGCUAUGAUGGGCUUUUGCAGAAAAUCCAAGCAGCGCUUCAGUGCUGUUUCAGUCUGCAAAAGCCCAGCAAGAAGGAAAAGAAGCCACACAUCCUUUCUUGUACCAAGUUCUUGAUGGAGGAAAGGAGAGGUGUCUUCUCUUCCUUGUGCUGGGCUUUUGCCAGAGGUGCCAACAAGAACCUCACUGCUCCCGCUGGACCUUUGCAGGAGCUGACAGAAAGGGAGGCAAAGCAGCUCUUCGCUCACCCAAAUCCUUCAUGAACUGCUGGGAAAUGAGGGGGAAGGGACAGCAAAGAAUGCUCCCUUGUUUGUCGCAAUAUUUAUUUAUUUAUUCAUUUAUUUAUAUCUAAUGGAUUUGUAUCCUGCUUUUUGGGAGAACCUCCUCACAAACUGGCAAGUGUCAGGUAGAACAAUACAAGCACAGUUUAAAGCUUUUUGUUUUGCAGCAACUCAAACAAUCCAGUCAGCACAGCUGUAAAACACAAUAUGAACAUUAAUUGCCUGCAUACAAAUCACUUCAUAAAAGCAGCAGAGAACAGAUGUGAAUUCAAAACCUGUUUGAAAAUUUGUAGGGGUGUGGUUUACAUGCUGAGUGGGAUACAUGCCAGGUUAAAAAUGCUGAAGAGAAGGGCAGUCUGGGUCAUUUUCCUAUCAUUCCCAGAGGCACUAUAUUACUGUACUUACACUUGAGUCCUUUGUAGCAGUCUGUUGCCAUGAUGCCUUUAUCCCAUCCCAAUAUGCACCAGUGUUUGAUGCAAUGGACGCGGGUGGCACUGUGGGUUAAACCACGGAGCCUAGGACUUGCCGAUCAGAAGGUCGGCGGUUCAAAUCCCCCCGACGGGGUGAGCUCCCGUUGCUCGGUCCCUGCUCCUGCCAACCUAGCAGUUCGAAAGCACGUCAAAGUGCAAGUAGAUAAAUAGGUACCGCUCCAGCGGGAAGGUAAACGGUGUUUCUGUGCGCUGCUCUGGUUCGCCAGAAGCGGCUUAGUUAUGCUGGCCACAUGACCCAGAAGCUGUACGCCGGCUCCCUCGGCCAAUAAAGCGAGAUGAGCGCCGCAACCCCAGAGUCAGUCACGACUGGACCUAACGGUCAGGGGUCCCUUUACCCUUUACCUUUAUCCUGGCUGUCUCCAUACCUACACUUCUAUACACCUACCUCCCCGGGGUUAUUUCUGGCUCUCAGAUUUUCAGCAAAACUUGCCACAUGUCUUUUUUGAUGGUUGGGAAAAGCAUGAAAUGUCCUUUUGAAACAUUUCUAGUGGUGUGUGUUCUCAGGAAUCAGCAAGGGCCUGUGACACACUAAUUUCCUUGAAGCUAAGCCUCUUUAAACAAGCUACCACUACUUGGCAAAGCCACAAUGUUAAUUUCUAACUUAUUGUUUGGUUCCCCUUUGUGUCCCAGGGACCUGUCAAGCAUGUUUACAGAGUCUUGCAGUGCCAAGAGGAAGAGCUCACCCAGAUGGUGUCCACUAUGUCUGAUGGAUGGAAAUUUGAACAGGUAUCCAGUGCUAAAGAAUACUUCCCUAUCCGGAAGAAGGGGCCCAAUUCACAAGGCUUAUAAAAUGGCUAAUCUUCCCCCUCUAUUAUUUGUUAUUGAUAGGAAGGGGCUGUCAACAGCUUAGUGAAUAAUGAAUGCUUUAGUGGGUUCUCCUUUCACCUUUUCAGAAUCUAGAGAAUAUGGGAAUUCUCAUGGAACAUAAAUUGUACCUAGUCUGCUGUUGCCUGGAGAGAAGUCUGAUCACUGAGCCUCUAACAGAUAAUUGCUGAUUAUCUUCUAGGGAAGUCUGAUUACAAGCCUCUGCCCAUUACCAUUCCUCACUCUUCACUUUUGUUGAUAAAUGCUGUCAAGCCUUGAAACUGUUGACUGAUGCUAAUCUUGCACUCAUAAAUAAGUGCACAACUUGCUGGGCCCAGUCUUUUCCUAUGAGAGACUGUGGCAGAAUGUGCUUUGACUAAUGCUUCCAAUCUUGUUAGGUUACUGGUUUUUUAUUUACUUCUGGUUUUAUGCAUUAUGGUCAGUUCAAUUUCCUCUUAAUGAGGAGGAAUUCUUUUUUAUUAUAUUGAACCAUCAUUAGGGGGCUCUGUAGGACUUCAGUUCUUUUGCCUAAGAAAAUGCAUUGUUUGGGGUAUUUAUGGAUGGCAGCUUCCCACAAUCCUGAUUUGGGGUACUGUAGAGCUUCACUUCCAAGUAUGAAAGUCAUCGUACUCAUGAGCUGGUGACUAUCAUUUUUUCCCAUCUUGGACGCUCAUUUGUUCAACUCAAGUAAUCCUUAUAGGCUAAACAACCAGCAUUAGUCCCUGUCUUCUCUAUCUGUUUUUAUAACAUUGUUUUUUGCUACUUUUCCAUAAUGCUAAAGGUUUUAAAAAAUAUUAAGCUGCCUAGAAAUGCUUUUAAAUAAACCAGUAAAAGUCCAGUUCUAUCGCACUUGCAGAUGUCGUUCUGCACACACAGUAAUUUAGUUGGAUACAACUCAGUCCUAAAUUAUUCAUUUCCUUGUUUGGUGUUUCCUAGAUGCAUCUGUGGCCUUUUUCAUUUUGGGGGGAAAAAUAUUAGUGUGUAUAUUUUAAAAUGGCACUGGUGGAAUUUUAAGUAAUAACAAGAAGGAGCACAAUAGCUUGACAGAAAAUACACAUGGAUUGCUUGUUGGUUUUGUGAAUCACAGCAUUUCGGGGGCUCAGACUAAAGUAUGGAUGUGUCCUUAAACCUUCUAAAAGUUAAUAAGGAAUAUAAAGGUGCAGGGUGCUCCGUCUUGUACUCUUUAAUGCUUUCUCAUGCAGAUCUGUAUUUGAUCACUGUGAGAGACUAAAUACAGACGAAGAUCAUAUUUUAGUUCAGUGAUGGGAAUCUUGUAUCUUUCCACUUGUUGCUGAACUACAUUUUUCAUCACAACUGCUCUAUUGUUAUACUAUCUGUAAAUGACAGGAACAGGAGUGCAAUAACAUCUGGAGAACCCCAACCCAUUUUAGCCUAGUAUUUUAAGGCUAAUUCUAUACUAUUCCUUGUUUAUUGCUGCUUCUAACUUUUACAUUCUCUUGUUUUUAUUUCAUUAGCUAAUCAGUAUUGGAUCUUCUUAUAACUAUGGAAAUGAAGACCAAGCAGAAUUUCUAUGUGUUGUGUCCAGAGAGCUCAAUAACUCUACCAAUGGCAUAGUGAUAGAGCCUAGUGAGAAAGCAAAGGUGAGGAACCUGCUUGCGAUUGAAUUCCUUGAGGAUCACAUUAAUGUUUCUUAAUACAGAAUGGAAUAAAUACAGAAGGCAGCUUGCUUUUGAUGUUGCAAGGUGUAUAGUUCCUGUUAGUCAGAGUUUUGUCAAUAAUAAUAAUAAUGAUGAUGAUGAUAAUAAUAAUAAUAAUUUGUAUACUACCCUGUACCUGUAGAUCUCAGGGUGGUUCACAACAUAAAAGUCUAAGAUAAAUGCAAUACCCUACAAUUAGAAAUUGUGGAAGUAUAACAAUAAGCCACUGAAAUGAGGGAGGCAAGGGUGGUGGUAGAUAAUUCCUAGUUUAUUGGUCAGUUAAUUCUGAAAAUAUCUGGUAAAGAAGCUGUCAAGCUUUCAGUAUGUUCUCCUAAUGGUAAUCUUUAGAAACAGUUCCUCUCCCUGCUUCCAUCUUCCGUAAAGUUUCUGAAAGAGUCUCUGGGAGCUUUUAAUCUUUCAGUGCAAUGUCUGCUAAGAAGUAAAUCUUGUUGGUAUCAGUGGGGUUACUCCAGAUAAGUAUGUAUAGGAUUGCAGGUUCAGAGAGUCUGGUCUUCUCUUUAGCACUGUCACCACUGCAAAUUUGCACAGGACAUGUCUCCCAUGCGUAAUGUAGUGCUGCAUAAAGGAGUUGGCAAGGACCAUGUUAACAUUUCUGAAUAUAUUUGUGCUAUAGGGUUGUAUCUAAUGGUGCCUAUUUGACAAUAAGGCUUCCGUCCAUGAAACAGGGAGGGGAGUAAUUUUCAGUAGUUCCUCCUUCCACCCAUAGCCCUCUAAGCACAUAAUCUACAUCUGCUCAAGAGGGUUGGAGGACCCUCUAGAAUAUUGUGGGUGUUUUUUGGUGGUGGUGGGGGCAAUAAGGAGACUGCAGAGGUAUUGCUGAAAGUGGCUUCUCUCCCCAUUCCAUUGAUGGAACCUUUGCUGUCAGCUAACAGACACCAUUGGAUUCAACCUGUAGCCUCUGUCACUAAAUCUUACAUUGAUCUGAAAAAUGAAGGGAGAUCGAGAGAAGCUGUGGGUUAAGAUAAGGGAUGGAUUAUAGCUCAGUCCCAGGUUCAAUCCCCAGCCCUUCCAGGUAGGGCUGGGAGAGAAUCGUGCCUGAAACUGGCAAGUUGCUGCCAGUCAGUGUAGGCAGCACAGAGCUAAUGGACCAGCUGUUGUUAUAUGGCAGCUUUCUGUGUGACUGCAUCCACAAAUAUUCACAAGCCACACAAUGCUGUAGUGUUAGAACAACUUGAAAGCUGAUAUAGUCCAACUAUUCCCAGCAGUUUAAUCCAUGAAACAGAAGCUUAAAACUGAUGAUGAAAUCUACUUAAAGUGUAGCACAAAUAGUGAGCUGGAAGGGCCAAUAUGUAUCAAUACCAAAGGUGCCUACAAAACAAAACUAUACAUGUAUUAUUAGACAGAACCAGAUGCCAAAGCACAGCCCAAGUAUGCCUCAAAAGUCAAAUAUUUUAGCCUGGAGCUAAAUAAUUCAGUUUAGCAAUAACAAAGAACCUAACCAGCUAAGGGUUUAUUUUGUAGAGUAUUUAGUUUCCUGUAGUUAAUAACGUUUUCCUAUAAUACCCUGGGUGAGAAGCCAGGUGCUAAGUACUAUGGUACAAAGUUCAGAUUUUUCCUUCUGUUUCUUUCCCCCUCUGUUGCAAUAAGUUCCAAUCAUAUAAAUUCUAGCUAACUGCUGUUGUCUUGGUGCUUCUCUCCCCACAGAUUCUUCAGGAACGAGGAUCACGGAUGUAAUCUAAGCAUCUAAUACUUUAAAACUCCCAGAUGUCAAAAGGGCAAUCUAGCUGGGCAGAGCAUUUUUCCUGCAGUCCAACCUUGCUUUUGUACAGUAAUCAAAUUAACACAAAGCAAAGCUGAGCCUGUCCUGCCAGUAGAAAAUUAAUCCUGGUGAAAACCAAAGGCUCAUCCCACUCCAGUUACAGAAGAUGAAGAAAGAAGAGAAUCUUCCAGCCAGAUAGCCCCCUUUACUCCACUAACUCUGUUUCUUUUUAUUUCUGUCUUGGCACUGAUGUGAUUUAUUUUUAUUUAAUUGUGUUUUUGGCUCUCUUUAGAGAGGGCUAAAAGGGAGGGCUGCCCAGAUUCCUGGGCUCUUUUAAGAUAUCCCAGGCAUCAAUGGUCUGGACUAAUGACUGAGGAGUUUUGUUUAAUGGUGUCAUUUUUAAAGAAAUUUGUAACACGCUUUCCCAGAUCUGAUGAAAAUACAUUUGAAAGAAAAUGUCUAAACCAAGAACAUUCCUGAACCCCCCCCCCAAGCAAAAAAAAAUAAUUAUUUUUGUUUUGGAUCUGUGACUGACUCAGAUACCUGUUAGAUGGGCAAUUUUUAAUUUGGGAGUGGGUGGGGUUAUGUUUACCAUGGGGCCUUGGCUGAAGGGUUUUUCUUCAGAUAACACUAAAAUAUAAGCUCUGAACGUUUCUCGCAGUGUGGUUUGGUCAUCGCCAUUCACACAUCUUUAAAAAUAUGCUAUUUCUGCAAAUUUCAAAUCCAUUUCUACUAUCUCUUAUUCUCUUAAAUGUCAGGGGAGCGUGGCAAUGGGGCUUAUGUCCCAUUUUUUUCCUGCCAGAGCCUGGAGUAUAGUCCCUUGACUAACUUUAAAGUUGCUCUUUGAUCUGGAGGAUUUGUCCCUGCCAAGUUCAGCUUUGCCUUGUCUUGUAUUCAGCAGCAUGAAAAGACCCCCUUGUUCGUCCUGCAUUAAAAGCAGGUUUUCUUUGUACUCUUAGUUACUUUGGUAGGCUUUAACAACUCUUUAUCCAAUACAUUCAGGGACGGAGGGUCCCUUAUUUACACAUGGUGAUUCUGCACUUUCAAUCCUCCACCUCCUUUUAUUGUAUUAUCUUACCCAAAAUAACUAAGUGGUAUUGCGGGGGGUGGGGAGGGGUGGUGAUGAAAGUUGCCAAACUGUUGUGAUUUUUUUUUUCUUGUCCAAAGUGGUGUGUGAACUUCUGUAAUGUUUUUUUUUCCUUUGGAAUGCCUUGAAUGGACGUGAAAAUGUCGUGCCUCUCUUCUGAUCUUAGCCAAAUGGGACUCACUGAUCUUGUUGGUGAACUCGUGCCAUCCCUAAUCAGUGAAAUGUCCCCUCCUAGUUGUUGGUAAAUGGGAAUCCCUUAAGCAUUUGUUGCAUGGUACCUCCCCUCCAUAUCCUGGCUUUGUCCUUGGGAGUCAUCUUGACUUCUGGGCCUUUGAGAUAAGCCCCAAAACAUACCGAACCAAAGUUUCAGAAAAAUUGAAAUGCUUUGGUGUCCCUCGGCAAUAAUCAAAGCUCUCCGCUUACAAUCUGAAGACCCCUUAUAUACAAAUUGAUGUGUUUGGAAUUUUCCACCAAGGAAUUGCAUUCACUGUGUCUUCUUUAUGUUUUAUAGUGUGAGUUGAUGAGGCUUCUCGUUCUAUUUCUUCCUUAAAAGUGAAAAGGGUGGGGUAGAAGGACAGUGCGUGAAGUUUGGAUGGGGACAUUAAAGGCCUCAUCGCGGAUAAAAUGCAUGGAGUUUAAAUCAAGUUUGGCACUUAAUUCCCCGCUGCCCCACAUCCUCCAUCGUUCUUCAGUUUGUAUGUGCAUAUAUCACUGAGCUUCCCACAAUGCACCUCCAGAGAAGUUUUGGUAGGUUAAGGGUUUGAAUAACAUGUCCUAGUUCAGUCUCUAUUACAAGAAGACUGUACCAAAGGUCUUGAGGUCAGUCGGUGGCUGCUGAGACUCAACUGGCUCCAUAUUGUGUUGAAGUAAACCAACAUUCCAGUCUUGCCCUGCCCUUCCUGUUUAUAAUGUGUUGGUAUUGGCAUGAUUAGACUGUACGUCUUGGCUGGAUCUAACUAACACUGUGAUGUGUACAUAAACCCCUAUCUUGUACCUUCAGCUGUUGUCAGUGUAUGUCCACAACUGAUAAAUAAUCGGGUGUGUAUGUGCUGCGAGGAAGUAUAAGAACUGCAGAUAUAUAUUUAUAUAUAUAGCAUUCACAUAUACCCUCAUAAUCUCUCGUUCUCAGGGAGGAGGCGAGAGUGGGCAGUGGUGCUAUGAACUAGUUGAAAGAAAAACAGGCUGACAAUGCCAAGAGUAGCUGCCAUUUCCAACAUGGCCUAACCCAACUCAUUCCCCACCUUGCUGGGCACGUAGCAGUGUUAGGUUUGCUUGGAAGGAGACCUUACUGUGUAGCUUUAGUUAAUCAAAAUGAAUACCUCAUUGCUUUAUUUUAUAGUCACCAAAAAACACCAUGCAUGGGGAAGCCCCAUUAGAGGAGUGCCUGAUGUCAGGAUAACAGACUGGAUAAAUAAGACUCAUUCUGUUGCCCAUAUUGUGCCAUUGGGAAUGGCUCCAUUGGAAUCUGGAGGAAAACCAGAUUGUGAGAUGAGCCGUAACUGGCUUGAUGCAAUGCAUUACAGCGGGAUUGCAGUUAAACUUCUCUGAGAAGCAGUGUUUCUGCCUAAUAAAUGGGGUAGUCCUAUCCUAUAUACUCCACUUGCUGCUGACAACUAGUGAGAGUUUUUCAGUGGAUUUUAAGUUCUUCACUGGAACACAAUUGCCUUCUCCCUACCUUUCCUUGUUAAGUAUUCUCAACUAAAGUAAUCAAAUUUGUUGGGACCCUCCCUGGAGUGGUGAGCUGUUUAGCUGGAGAUAGAAACAGUAUUAGAGAUUGGAAAAGCUAUUGGCUUUCCUAGUAUAAGGGCUUGAUAUCCAGCUACGGCAAGACACCAUUCUAGCUCAUCCAUUUGUGAUAUUCUUUCCCCACAAAGACAGGUCACUUCCAGGCCCUGUUAAUCUCAAGAACUGGCUUCCAUGUUCUGCACCAGUUUUAUCUCUGCCUUUAUUAGCAACAGGGCUUUUCCUUCCAUUUGCCUUUAUCUCUGUCCAAACAUUAUCUCCUAAACUAAAAAGCUGGAAAAUAAGUAAGAACCCUGUAUCCCCUGCAGAAGGCAGUAAAUGAAAAGAGAGGAGCAAAUGAUAGGAUGGGUAUUUAUCUGGGUGAUUUGCAUCUCUUGAGGAGGUUUCCUUUAAAAUAUUAGCUAGCCCCUGGGGACCAGUAGCAGGUCCAGUUUCCCAGUGGCCAAUUAUUCCGUUACAGCAAGGUUGGAGCUAACCUCUUAAAAGUGUCUUUGUUUCUGCACAUUUUUAAUCAAUUUUUCUCAGGGGUGACUGAGUGGUCCGAGGGGAGGGGGGUUUUCCACAAGGGGGUGGGGGUUGGCUCCUCGGACCUCCGCAGCUGGGCCGUGGGCUCCUCACCCUCAGGUUUUGCCUGCAAACCUUGAGGUUUUGUACAGUUCGUCACAUGUCAGUGCCCUUUGCUACUGUUUCUCUUUGUUUAUUAAAUGUGUUUGAAUAAUAAUGGAGAUGCUGUGAUUUUUUUUUUCCAAUAAAGAUUCUGACAUGACUUGAG
Messenger RNA from Podarcis lilfordi (Lilford's wall lizard), 11692 nucleotides. The record is from the annotation of a GenBank genome assembly. Lineage: Eukaryota; Metazoa; Chordata; Lepidosauria; Squamata; Lacertidae.